Microthlaspi erraticum is the source of this 720-nucleotide messenger RNA. NCBI's taxonomy places the organism in Eukaryota, Viridiplantae, Streptophyta, Magnoliopsida, Brassicales, Brassicaceae. The record is from the annotation of a GenBank genome assembly.
AUGAAUGAUAAAGAUUUGCCACCUCCGCAGCAUCAAGUGUUCAUCAAUUUCCGUGGAGUUGAUGUUCGCAAUGGCUUCCUUGGACAUCUGGAGGGUAGCUUGAAAAGACGCGGGAUUAACUUUUUCAUCGAUACAUACGAAAUUAAAGGUGAAGAAAUCAGCAAACUUUUCAAGAGGAUCGAAGAUUCAAGAAUCGCGCUAGCUGUGUUCUCCCGGAGGUACACAGAAUCAGUAUGGUGCUUGGACGAGUUAGCAAAGAUCAAGGAGCGUGUAGAUCUAGGCAUGCUCAAGGUACUUCCCAUCUUCUACAAGAUAAAGACCGGUGACGUCAAACAACUCGAGGGAAAUUUUGGAGACAAAUUGAGGGAACAAAAGCGGAAGAUUCCGUUGGAGAAACAAAGAUAUAAGAAAUGGAAGGCGGCAUUGGAGUCUAUUUCUGUUCAGUCAGAAUCUUGUUCCAGUUGGCCCUGUGACAUUCAUAGCUUUAAGCCUCUAUCUGGACCGGGCGGGUCUAGUUACAGUGUAUCGAGCCUUAGUGUAUCGACAUCUGUUGAUGGUGGUCCAGUUUCUACUACAGAGAAAGUGUGGUAUUCAACUCCAGACACUACGGCGAACACACCUGACUUCUUGCCAAUGGAGAAUUUAUCGUUUGGAGAUAUUGUCAAGCACAUGCAUGAUGAUACCUGGUCUUCACGAAUGCUUGGCUCCAGUUCAAAAUGA